GAAGUGAGGAGUCCUGGAGAUGACGCUCUGCGGUUCAGGCACAGGCGGGUCUGCCUGGGUGGGGCUUGAGGGUCUUAAAAGACAAUCACAGAGUUUCCGGCCCAUAGUUCUGUGCCGGGCACAAAAUCUUGAGAGCGGAGGGGGCAGACAACUCCCGAACUCAGGGUUUCUCCCGAGCACACUCAAUCCACUUCCUGCCUGCCGUGAGUCGGGGGCUUGCUGCCAAGAGAAGGUAGCCUUUGUGUGUCUGCUAGGUCCUGCUUCGACGGGGUAAGGACGCGAGGAAAAGUGACCAGGAAAGGAGCUGACUGACCCUUCUCGGCCCGCCCCCAGGUCACCUCUGCCUUUAAAUCUGCCCCUUCUCAGAGCCCCAGCUCUGCUUCCUGGGCUGGUUGGGGUGCCCAGACUCUUCACUGGCACGAUCCAUGGCUGAGCUGGGCUUCACGAGGCUGCGGUGGGCGCUGCUGGGCUCGCGGGUGGCCGGCCGUGGCCUUUGCCCACGAGGGGCCAGAACCAAGGCCGUGAUUCCUGCCGCCCUCCCGGGAGACCCGACAGCCGAGAGGCCUGGAGCUAGGCAGGACCGGCGGCAGCUGCGGAGCCUAGAGGAGGUUCCCAGGAUUGGACAGCUGCACUUUUUAUUCAUGCUGUUUGUACGAGGCUAUGCCCUGCGCUUCCACGAGCUCCAGGUGAUGAACAAAGCCAAGUAUGGUCCAAUGUGGAUGUCCUCCUUUGGGCUUCAAUCCUUUGUGAACCUGGCCAGUGCCCCACUCAUAGAGCAAGCGAUGCGGCAGGAGGGCAAGUACCCCAUAAGGGACCACAUGGAGCUAUGGAAGGAGCACCGGGAUCGUCAGAGCCUCCCCUAUGGGCUCUUCAUCAAACAGGGAGAGCAGUGGUACCAUCUACGCCAGGCUCUGAACCAGCGACUGCUGAAGCCAGCCGAAGCUGCACUCUACACAGAUGCAUUCAACGAGGUGAUUGAUGACUUUAUAACUCGGCUGGACCAGGUGCAAGCAGAGAGUGCCUCCAGGGAUCUGGUACCUGAUAUGGCUCACCUCUUCUACCACUUUGCCUUGGAAGCCAUCUGCUACAUCCUCUUUGAGAAACGGAUUGGCUGCCUGGAGCCCUCCAUCCCCAAGGACACCUCCACCUUCAUCAGAUCUGUUGGGCUCAUGUUCAAGAACUCGGUCUAUCUCACUUUCCUUCCCAAAUGGACUCGUCCCCUGCUGCCCUUCUGGAGGCGAUACCUGAACAGCUGGGACGUCAUCUUCUCUUUUGGGAAGAAGCUGAUUAAUCAGAAAGUCAAGGAGGUUGAAGCCCAGUUACAGGCAGCUGGGCCAGAUGGGGUCCAGGUAUCUGGCUACCUGUACUUCUUGCUGACCAAGGAACUCCUCAGUCAUCAAGAAGCCAUCAGCACAUUUCCUGAAUUGCUCUUGGCUGGUGUGGACACUACAUCCAACACAUUGACAUGGGCCCUGUACCACCUUUCAAAGAACCCAGAGAUCCAGGAGGCUUUGCACAAGGAAGUGGUGGGUGUGGUACCCUUUGGGAAGGUGCCCCAGCACAAGGACUUUGCCCACAUGCCUCUCCUCAAAGCUGUGAUUAAGGAGACCCUGCGCCUCUACCCUGUGGUCCCCACAAACUCCCGGAUAAUGGUGGAAAAGGAAACUGAAAUUGAUGGCUUCAUCUUCCCUAAGAAUACCCAGUUUGUGUUCUGCCACUAUGUGGUGUCCCGGGAUCCCAGUGUCUUUUCUGAGCCUGAGAGCUUCCAGCCUCACCGAUGGCUGAGGAAGAACGGGACUAAUAACCACAAGUUCCAACACCCAUUUGGCUCUGUGCCCUUUGGUUAUGGGGUCCGGGCCUGCCUGGGCCGCAGGAUUGCAGAGCUGGAGAUGCAACUGCUGCUGUCAAGGCUGAUACAACAGUAUGAGGUGGUCCCAGCCUCUGGGAUGGGGGAGGUGAAGAGUAUGGCCCGAAUUGUCCUGACUCCCAACAAGAAGGUGAGCCUGCGCUUCCUGCAGAGACAGUGCUGAGAUGGGCUACCUCUAUGGGCUUGCACAGAAACCUGGCACAGCAGCCCCUGGCCAAGCUCAUGUCAAAUGUCAAGAUUUCAGAUUCAACAGAGGAGCUCUGUGCCCUUCCCACAUAUCUUAAACUUCUGACUUGAUUACCACUAAGCAGUGCCACUCAGACAAUAGAGUGCCUCAUAUUGCAUUGAUGCCAUUGGGUAAAAUUUUAAAUAAAAUCUAGAAUACUA
Nannospalax galili (Upper Galilee mountains blind mole rat) is the source of this 2254-nucleotide messenger RNA. Its product is annotated as sterol 26-hydroxylase, mitochondrial. The transcript is spliced from 9 exons. NCBI's taxonomy places the organism in Eukaryota, Metazoa, Chordata, Mammalia, Rodentia, Spalacidae. The record is from RefSeq and is a predicted model, not a curated record. Gene Ontology annotation, biological process: glucocorticoid biosynthetic process; C21-steroid hormone biosynthetic process; cortisol metabolic process. Gene Ontology annotation, molecular function: heme binding; iron ion binding; oxidoreductase activity, acting on paired donors, with incorporation or reduction of molecular oxygen. Gene Ontology annotation, cellular component: mitochondrial inner membrane. Bases 426 to 2030 code for a protein of 534 amino acids.